GCUUCCUUGCGUGUGUUGGAUUGAAGACCUCACGCGCACUUUACUUGACGUUUCUGCACUUUUACACGUUAUUAGCGGCAGAAACACGUCGGUUUCCUCUCACGUCACAUUCACGUACAAUGUGCUGAAAUCUGGUAUUUUGGUGGACGUUUCGUCUUCUAGCAUUCUGAGCCGUGUGAAGUGCAGAGGCUCGAUGAAGGACGUUUGGUGAACAAAAUAAUAAAAUGUGACAAUGUCACGGCAACGUUCGAGAUCCCCUCUGCAUCCAAGAACCUCGUCUCUGCUCGGAAGGCGAGAUGGAUAUUACGGUGAGCAGUACCAUGCAACGGUGCGUUCUGAUCUGUGGAGAGGUUCGGAAAAUGUCAACAGAAACGCGGAAAACGCCGCACGCUGGGAUAACGGUUCCUCUCAAGCAGAGGAACAGGUUGACCACUGGGCUAAGUUCAUCGAGGCCAUCGAUCGUGCUGAAAAGCGGAAAGCUUCUUCCGUGAGGUACCACUCACAGGAUGGCAUCCAGGCUUUUAACCAGGACUCGGCACGCUCUCCGAGACAGCUGCCCAUGGAGAGAUUGUCUUCUCCAGAAGCUUUACUCUACAGCAUAGACACGCAUCCGAGGAUUCAGUCUCCAGGCCAUAGGAGGAACGAGCAUGAUGAUGCACAUGUAGACAGACGCUAUUCAAGAAGUUCCAGUCCCAGGCAUUCACAAGGAAAGAGAAACGACAGAAUGGACCAUCGAUAUCAUAACGAAGAACGCGAAGAUAAAUAUGAAAGAAGCUCCUAUAGUGAGAGGUCACUGAAGUCAAAUUAUACGGAGCAUCAACUACAUUUUAAACGAUUCCAAGAUUUGGAUGCGCAGGAGGAAUAUACUGUGUCACACAGGGGUUUGAGCCCAAAUUGUGCCCCUGUUAUUGUGGAGCAUGAUCAUGGAAUCCCUAAGCACGAUGCAAGGAUCCACAAUCCAGGUAGGGAACGAGAGCGACCUACAAGCCGUGAUCCAGCAAGGGAGCGAGGGGAUCCACGGAACCAUGAUCCGAGCAGGGGCCGAGAGCGUCCGAGGAGUCGUGAUCCGGGUAGGGAGAGAGAGCACACAAGAAUGGGUGACCCUGUUAGAGUCCAGGAGCAUCUGAGGAACCCCGAUUCAGUUGCCCAACGAGAGCAUUCAAGGAGCCGUGAUCCAGGAAGGGACCGGGAGUACCCAAGGAGCAGUGGUCCAGUCAGGCACCCAGAGCAUGUAAGGAGCCAUGGUCCAGUUAGGGACAGAGACCAUUCAAGGAGCUCUGAUCGUCUGAGAAGCGGUGAUCAUCUACCAAGAGCCCGAGAUUAUCCAAAAAGCAGUGAACCACAAAGGGGCAGAGAUCCCACACUGGGAAGUGAAUCAUCAAGGAACAACGAAUUCUGUAAACAUGGAAGGGAUUAUAACCAUCAACCACAAACAUCCCACGAUAAUCCUAGUGGUCCAUCAAAUUAUCACGUAAGGGAAGACGCAAGAUUCUCUUCAGCUGUAAGAGGAAGUCCCUUACGAGGCAUGCGACAUCAGAAGGAGCAGCCUCGGGUCGAAUCACUCUUAAGAGCGCCCCAUGGACAACGGGCAGCGGACGAUCGUGACUUCAGAUUGGAUGAGAGCAAUCGGGCAAGACCUUACACUAGUGACUGGGAGGAAGAGACGCAACCUAGAGGUGGUGUGCUGGGGCAAGGAAAUGUUCAGAAAGGAGAUCCUCAACAUAGGAACCCCAAUCAUCCUGGAGCUAGAAUGGAUUUUGCCAGUCAUGAGACUCUCAAGAUCAAAGUGGACAUGAGUCGUCCUGUGGGCCAAAGCAGCCACUUGGGCUAUUCCAAUGAAAGGCAGUUAUCACUUGAUUUGGUCAAUGUGGGUCGACAGCGUCUUGACUUCCUGCCUCUGCUGGAGCAUUCUGGGAUGUUUAGGGAGAUGGCGAUGCACUCUGGGACCUUCGCCCAAGAGAUAAUCACUUUGGUGCAUCACGUCAAAGAAAACUAUUUUCAAGGUCAAGGCAUCACACUGAACGAACGCUUCUCUAACGAACAAGAGUAUUCGUUGACGGACGAGUUUGCAGACGAAGAGCAGGAGACGGAGGGCGCCGGGCCCGUUGUGAACAGGCCACUCGGGUCCACAUCUCUAGACACGCAGAUUUUCUGCAAAAUCGAGCAGAUGCAGUCACAGAGGAAGCCACAUGUUCCUGCUCCUGGUGACCUCCGGCAUGACCUGGAAAGGAAAAGACUGGAGAGACUAGAAGGUGUGAAGAUCACGAUCGCCGGUGGGAGCUUCUCUCAGAUACUGCCUCAGAGUCAGGAGAACGAGUCUGCAUACGCAGUCGACAAAAACCCUCGUGAAGCAUCAUGGGGCGAGGAGGUUCCUCAGCCACCGGAGCGCUGGCAGGACGAACUACUUCAGAAAAGACCUCAAAAUUUCAACUCCAGACGGAAUUUUAAACGUGCCCGCAAUCGGCACGGCGCGCGCUCGAAGAAGAGCACAAAUAACGGUGCCCAGUGGUGAGGAACGGGACAGAAGUGAAGCUCCCGCGUCGUAAACGACGAGUACUUUCUCAUAGCUCUGUACGUGAAAGACUUCCGUCAUUCAUGUGAAAUUUCACUGUACGUCUUCAUGAAUAAAAAUGUUUUCACACUUCGUUCAUCAGCGUCUUGAGAGAAUCUGCACGGUGUAGUGUUUUUUUUUUUUUUUUCUCCUCUUAUUCAUUCUCAGCUCCAUUUAAAUCCAUACGAUGUAUACAUCAUUUUUAUCUGCUGCAUUAACAUAGGACAAGUUCACUGAUAUGUUAGUUAUAUUCACCAAAUUAUUCGAUAAUUAUGUUCAUGAUAUUAUGCAGAAACAUUGUUUAUAUUAAAGCAAUUACUUUCGAUGAGGAAUAUUUUGUCGAGGUGCUUUCUGUGCCUUAUCGUUCGCCGUCUUUUAAUCAGUUUUAAGUAAAACGUCCGUGUGUUUGUCGUAAAAGCUUCAUCUGAAGUUGUACAUAUAGUUUUAUAUGAAAUCAAUAAAUAAUUAAUAACCAA
Molecule: messenger RNA, 3027 nt
Organism: Tachysurus fulvidraco (yellow catfish)
Lineage: Eukaryota; Metazoa; Chordata; Actinopteri; Siluriformes; Bagridae
Exons: 12
Coding region: 233-2512 (759 amino acids)
Biological process (GO): positive regulation of transcription by RNA polymerase II
Cellular component (GO): mediator complex
Molecular function (GO): transcription coregulator activity; DNA binding
Source: RefSeq, a predicted model, not a curated record